Messenger RNA from Bombus pascuorum, 2460 nucleotides. Its product is annotated as scoloptoxin SSD14-like. The transcript is spliced from 9 exons. The record is from RefSeq and is a predicted model, not a curated record. Bases 514 to 2379 code for a protein of 621 amino acids. Gene Ontology annotation, cellular component: plasma membrane. Lineage: Eukaryota; Metazoa; Arthropoda; Insecta; Hymenoptera; Apidae. Gene Ontology annotation, molecular function: glutathione gamma-glutamate hydrolase. Gene Ontology annotation, biological process: glutathione catabolic process.
UAUUGUACGGUUUUACGUAACGAAAAGCAAUUUUCUAUUUAUGAGUCGUGUUAAAAGCAUCAGAAAUCGUUAUUAUUAUUAUCUUUAAAAAUGGAAUAAUAGCAGAAUGUUCGUGUUUUAUAAAGGAUUGAUUGAGUUCGUGAUCGAAUGUAAUGAUCAUGGGACUCUUUCAUUGCAAGAUAUGCACGUUUCAACUGAUAAUUGCUUCAAAUUAGAAUCACGCAAUCGUGUGCAGUAAUUUUCACGUUAUUUCCAUGUUAAAUUUACGUGUGGCUACCUUAAACAUAUGUCAGACAAUCUUUAUGCGAACCGCUACCUUCCUCAUAUGUAUGAAAGAGUAUUUUUAACGUGUGACACGUGGUUUUAUCUUCUGGCGACGUUCUUGUCAUUUAUUACUCUUUGAAUUCUCAGGAUGUCUCGAAGCGAUCAAAUGAGUCUUAUUGAAUAACGAUCGGUGAACGUUGUGUUUAUAAAUUUCAUUGAAUUUGAGAAGAUAUAACCGUAGAGAAGAUAAUGAGGAGACAUAGCUUAGCGGAAAUAGAGGAGCCGAGGAAGAAAUUAAGGUCCUACAUUAAUGCGAAAAGUACUAUAAUAGCAGGGAUAAUAUUAGCCACAGUAAUUCUUACAAUAAUAGGAAUCUGCAGUGUUUAUGGAGCCAGUAGGGACAUAGAAAUUCAAGAAAACGAAGAAAUACCACCCGAUCCGGAAACACUAUUACCUCCGUCAUGGAGCAAAUUAAAAGUUUUUAAACGCGGUGCCGUUUGUGCAGAUGCUGCACUAUGUGCUAGCAUUGGCAAAUCAAUUCUAGAAAAAAAUGGCUCUGCAGUGGAUGCGACCAUAGCUGCAAUGAUUUGCAAUGGUCUCGUGAAUAUGCAAAGUAUGGGUAUUGGGGGCGGAUUUUUUAUGACAAUUUACGAUAAAGCCUCGAAGCGUGCAUACACGUUAACCGCAAGAGAUCGUGCUCCGUUAGCUGCAAACGCUACUAUGUACGAAGGGAAGCCCAAAGAGGCGACAUUCUACAGUCCGUUGGCUAUUGCCGUUCCUGGGGAAUUGGCAGGAUACUGGGAAGCUCAUCAACGUUUCGGUAAAUUACCAUGGGUUGACUUAUUUAGGCCUUCAAUCGAACUGUGCGAAGAAGGAUAUAAUUUGACAAAAGUUCAACACGAUGGAUUUAGAUAUAAUGCAAAAAAUAUUUUAAAGGAUCACGUAUUAAAGGAAUUAUUUGUAGAUCCAAAGACGAACGACUUUUAUAAACCAGGCUCGAUUAUUAGGCCCAAAAUAUUUUGCAAAACUUUACGAGUAAUCGCAGAGAAGGGAGCUUCAGAAUUGUACAAUGGGACAUUGGGUAAACUUUUAGUACAAGACUUACAAGAAAGAGGGGCAAUAAUAACAAUGAAAGAUUUGAACAAUUACAGAGCAACAUGGGAUGAACCACUUGAGUCGAGUCUCUCCAAUGGAAUGAAACUUUUUACAGUCGGUUUACCCGCUAGUGGAGCACUUCUCACCUAUAUUUUAAAUAUUUUUGAUAGAUUUAAUUUUACAUCUGAUAGCUUAGCUGAUUUUAACAAAACCGCACUUACGUAUCAUCGAAUGAUAGAGACGUUUAAAUACGCGUACGCGUUGAGAAACGAUAUGGCCGAUAAAGAAUUCGUCGACAUGGAAGAAUUAACAAAGAACCUAACGUCGAAGACUCACGCACAAGAAACACAAAUGAUGAUAGAUGAUUAUAAAACGUGGGAUGAUCCAGCGCAUUAUGGAGCGCGCAUGUUGAGCAGCGCGAAGGAUCAAGGAACUGCUCAUGUUUCAGUAUUAGCGCCAAAUGGGGACGCAGUCUCGGCUACUAGUACUAUCAAUUUCUAUUUUGGAAGCGGAAUAGUCAGCAAAAGUACUGGAAUAUUAUUGAAUAAUGGAAUGAAUGAUUUUGGUAUACCGUCAGCAAUUAAUUACUUCGGUAUUCCACCUAGUCCAAACAAUAAUAUCGCUCCUGGAAAAAGGCCUUUGUCAUCUAUGGUACCAUCGAUCCUUGUCGAUGAAAAUGAUGAUGUAAGAAUGGUCGUUGGUGCUUCUGGUGGUACUAGGAUCACCACGACAGUUUCUCAGAUAAUGGCUAAGAUAAUAUGGAUGAACCAAACAGUGAAGGAAGCAGUGGAUGCUCCUAGAAUACAUCAUCAGUUGGUCCCACCAAACGUGUCAUACGAGUAUGGUGUGCCAAAGCAAAUAAUUGAUGGGUUGAAAAAGAUUGGCCACAAAACUGCUCGUUACAGAAUUCGUGGUAGCGUAGCUUGCAUCAUUUACACUAAGAACAAUACAGUAUACGGGAAUGCGGACUUCCGGAAAGAAGGAGACGUGUAUGGAUUCGAUGAAAUUCUUCCUAAUUAAAACGAAUGAUCAUUGGUGAACCUACUGAUAUACAGAUAUAUACAUAAAUUGCUGACGUGUUCUGGCGACUGAUCGCAAUAA